GCUGGAGAUUCGAGUUCGUUGGCGCGUUCGCCCGCGCCGCAGAGCGAUUUCGUGCGAGGUUCGUUUAGUCAAGUGCCGUUCACGCCGGGAGGAGAAGGAUGGGACGCAGCCGCGCGAGAGAGCGCGGCAAAGCGUAUGGAGCUGGCGAGUCGCGCGGGAAAGGCGUGGUUGGAAGAGUUUGAAGCGGGGACGUAUCUCUCAGCGUCGACUCUACCAAACACGCUGCACGGGAUGCGAGAAAUGUUUGAUUUAGACAGUGGCAUGGAGCAAAUGGAGCUCGAGCUUGAAAAGCUGACAGUGAUGGACGAUGAAGAGUUACCGAUGUCGUACGACGAUUUAUUCAUCGAUGCGCUUCGCGGCGCUGUUCGACCGGAGGAAUCAUCGAGCGAGGAGGAUGACACGGAGGACGAAACGGAGGACGAAACGGAAGAGGACGGCGAAGCGGUCGACGAAGUCACGCUCGAAGGCGAAGCCGAAGUCGAGGCAUUACUGAACGGCACAAAAUCCAUUAUUGCGGCUCGAAGGCGAAGUAAGUCGAGGAAGAAGAAAGGAGAGACAUGGGCCGUCAUGGAGAGAUUUGACGACGUUCAGGAAGCGUAUAGACGCGAGGUACCCGAACCGGCGCACGAUUUCCCAUUCGAACUCGAUUUAUUUCAGAAAGAAGCCAUCGUCCACUUGGAAAAGUCCGAGAAUGUGUUCGUUGCAGCGCACACUUCCGCGGGCAAGACCGUGGUUGCGGAAUACGCCUUUGCGCUGGCUACGAAACACUGCACGCGCGCCAUCUAUACGUCUCCAAUCAAGACGAUUAGCAACCAAAAGUUUAGAGAUUUUGGGAAGAUGUUCGACGUCGGCCUGUUGACAGGUGACGUUUCCAUCAAACCAGAAGCGGCUUGUCUCAUCAUGACGACGGAAAUUUUGCGGAGUAUGCUGUAUCGAGGCGCGGAUCUGAUACGCGACGUCGAAUGGGUUAUCUUUGACGAGGUGCACUACGUAAAUGACGCCGAGAGAGGUGUCGUGUGGGAAGAGGUCAUCAUCAUGCUUCCCGCGCACGUUGGUUUGAUUUUGUUGUCUGCCACGGUACCAAACGUUUUCGAGUUUGCUGAUUGGGUUGGAAGAACGAAGAGAAAGAAAAUAUUCGUCACGGGAACGAAGAAGCGACCUGUGCCGCUCGAACACUGCAUCUACUUCGGAGGCGAUAAGGAGAAGGACUUUUACAAGGUCGGAGAGCACGAAGCAUUCUUGCCGACUGGGUAUAAAGUCGCGUCAGAUGCGCACAAAAAGAAGCUACUUGGUAACAAAACGACGACGGCAACACCAGCAAAUGCGCAAGCUGCGAAACAAACCGCGCUCGCCGGACGGGGCGGCCGUGGUGGAGCCCAACAAGGGCGAGGAGGCCGAGUGGGCGGGCGCGGAGGAACCCAAAACGUCACCGGUGGACGAGGAAGCUCGUUUGGACCCAACGCUGGGCGCGAUAAGAAUAUGUGGGUAGAGCUCAUUCGCAAUCUUGAACGUCGAGAACUACUACCCAUGGUUGUAUUUGCGUUUAGCAAGAAACGAUGCGACACUCUCGUCGACAGCCUGACGUCGAUGGAUCUCACAUCAAGCUCUGAGAAGCACGAAAUCCACGUAUUUUGUGAACGCGCGCUGAGUCGAUUAUCCGUCACCGACCGCAAGUUACCGCAAGUCCUUCGCGUGCGCGAACUCCUUCGUCGAGGUCUCGGCGUGCAUCACGCUGGUCUACUGCCAAUCGUCAAGGAGAUUGUCGAGAUGUUGUUUUGUCGUGGUUUGCUUAAAGUUCUCUAUUGCACGGAAACUUUUGCGAUGGGUGUAAACGCUCCAGCUCGUUGUGUGUGCUUCCAAAGUCUGCGCAAACAUGACGGGCAAGAUUUCAGAGGUCUUCUAAGUGGUGAAUAUACGCAAAUGGCUGGCCGCGCUGGACGUCGAGGCCUCGACACAGUCGGCACCGUCAUCUUGGCAGCUUGGGAGAACUUUCCUCCAGAACUUGAGCUUCGUCAGUUGCUGUCGGGUCAAGCAACGAAAUUGCAGUCACAGUUCCGAUUGACGUACGGCAUGAUUCUCAACCUCAUGCGAGUCGAGGACUUGCGCGUCGAGGAUAUGCUCGCGCGCUCGUUUGCCGAAUUCCAUGCACAGCGCAGCGUCAUAGAUCGACGAGGCGAUCUCGCUAUCGACACCGCUGCUCUUCGCAAAGUAGAGUCGCUCAUGCAAACUGAAGCGCAGUUUUCACCGGAUGAAUGGCAGAAAGCCGUUCAUUGGGACGACCAUGCGAGAGAGAUUGCACGAAGCGUGGAGCACGUGAGAGAAGCCAUCAUGACGAGUCGAGGGGCGCAAAACGCACUCAGCCCGGGAAGGGUCUUGCUCGUCGCUCCUGAAGGCGAGGGAGGUGAGAGUGUGGACGGACUACCAAGAGGUGGUGUCGCAAAACAUUGCGUGCUCCUGCGCGUGGUGACUUCUGCGACGAAUGGAAAGUCUUUCGUGCGCGGUGGCACGACCUCAAAUAAAAUGCCCGACGGCCUUCCGUGGUUUCGACAAGCGGGCGGCAUCGAUUACAUUGUCGCGAGCGUUCCUGAGACCGCGAUACUCGCUAUCACGACUAGUCGGUUGAGCGUAGAAGCGGACGCAAUACUAGAUGGUAGUGGUGACGUAGCGGCGACUUCUCGAGCGCUCCUAUCGAUGGAGAAAUUGUCGAGUGAGACCUCGUUUGAAGCUCUCCACCCGCUCAAGGAUUUGAAGAUACAAGACAUCGUCACCGUGGAAGCUUGUCAGCAUCACGCCGACUUGGUGAAGAGCUUGCCCCCGAGACCGGUCGCAUCGGCGCAGAAACUUCGUGAAUGGUCGGCGUUGCUGCGAGCAAAACAUGUUCUCACUUCUCGUGUCGCCGAGCUGGAGUUCGGAUUGUCAGACGCAAACUUGCUCCAAAUGCCCGAUUUUGAAGCGCGCGUCGCUGUGCUCCAGCGCAUGGGCUAUCUCGACGAAAACAGGACGGUGACGUUGAAAGGUCGCGUGGCGUGUGAAAUUGCCACUGGGGACGAGCUCGUCGGAACAGAAAUUAUAUUUGCGGGCGUGCUCACGGAUAUACCUUCAGAGGAAGCCGUGGCGCUUCUCGCGGCGCUCGUCUUUCAAGAAAAGAAUGCUUCCCCGCCCAACCUCGAAGGCUCGCUCAAAGCGGCGUGUGAUCGCGCGAAAGAGCUAGCGUUUGCCGCCGGCGAGAUACAGAUGGCACAUGGUCUACCGAUUGCGCCUGAUGAAUUCGUAGAGACGACCAUGCGCUUUGGUUUAUCCGAAGUCGUCUACGAGUGGGCGCGCGGCACGCCGUUCGCGGACAUCUGUCAGCUCACCGACGUGCAAGAGGGAAGCGUCGUUCGCACCAUCGUUCGACUCGAUGAAAUGUGCCGCGACGUGAGGAACGCGGCGAGAAUCAUGGGCGAUAGCACCUUGUUCGCGAAAAUGGAAGAAGCGAGCGCGGCGAUUAAACGCGACAUUGUCUUCAGCGCGUCGCUCUACGUC
Messenger RNA from Ostreococcus lucimarinus CCE9901, 3525 nucleotides. RefSeq lists its product with no specific name. Gene Ontology annotation, molecular function: RNA helicase activity; ATP binding; RNA binding. Gene Ontology annotation, biological process: nuclear-transcribed mRNA catabolic process, 3'-5' exonucleolytic nonsense-mediated decay. The transcript is spliced from 2 exons. Lineage: Eukaryota; Viridiplantae; Chlorophyta; Mamiellophyceae; Mamiellales; Bathycoccaceae. The record is from RefSeq and is a predicted model, not a curated record. Gene Ontology annotation, cellular component: Ski complex. The annotation marks the transcript as partial.